AUGUUAAAAGCAUAUCUUAAUGUUGAAGAAAUCCUAAUUUCCUCUCGUCUCUCCCAUGUGUUGUUUAUCUGCUCUCUGGUGGAGUACCAGUCCCUGACCUUCAACCGCUGGUAUGUGUACCCACGAUGGGUGUAUGUUCUGGGCUGGCUGUUGGCCCUCUCCUCCAUCCUCCUGGUCCCCAGGUGGGCCCUGAUGCAGAUCUGCACUGGAACAGGCAGUCUUAGAGAAGUGAGAGUGUGACUGACCUGUGACCGGCGUUCAAAUCCGGGUUUCCUUCAUGGAUUGGUCAUAGGAUAAUUAUGUUUAAACGAUCAAAUUGGAGGAAUUAUAGAUCUCAAAUUAUUUUUCAAAACUGAGUGGGUAAGUAUCAUUUAAUCACAGCAAAAUGACCAUAAAGUAUUGAAGAAACCAACUCACUCACUUAAAGAAACAAUGAAGUUUAAAUCAUUAACCAUUAAAGUUGACAUGUUGACGUGCUGACUUUCCCCUCAUCUCCCCAGCGUUUCCUCCACCUGUGUCGGCCGGACCAUGACCACCCAUUGACCCGGAAGAGAAAGGCUGAGCUGGAGCACAUGACCUCUGGAGCAGAGACGGAGGUACUCAUGACUGCAGCAAGGGAAACCACAGACAAAUGA
Coregonus sp. 'balchen' is the source of this 635-nucleotide messenger RNA. Lineage: Eukaryota; Metazoa; Chordata; Actinopteri; Salmoniformes; Salmonidae. The record is from the annotation of a GenBank genome assembly.